UGCUUGCUUCUUCUCUUUGCUUGCGUUUUCUCAAAGUCUUCGGAUUCAAUGGCGUCUGGAUCUUCGGGUCGGGUCAACUCAGGAUCUAAAGGUUUCGAUUUUGGCUCCGAUGAUAUCCUUUGCUCUUACGAUGACUACACCAACCAAGACUCCUCUAAUGGUCCUAACUCUGAUCCUGCGAUCGCUGCUGCCAACUCCAAUAAGGAAUUCCACAAAACAAGGAUGGCAAGGUCUUCGGUUUUCCCUACAAGCUCUUACAGUCCACCAGAGGAUUCUUUGAGCCAAGACCUUACUGACACUGUCGAAAGAACCAUGAAGAAGUAUGCAGAUAACAUGAUGCGAUUUCUUGAAGGUAUCAGUUCACGCUUGUCCCAGCUUGAACUCUACUGCUACAACCUUGAUAAGACAAUUGGAGAAAUGAGAUCGGAGUUGACUCAUGAACACGAGGAGGCUGAUGUGAAGCUUAGAUCUCUGGACAAACAUCUUCAAGAGGUGCAUAGGUCUGUCCAGAUUCUCAGAGACAAACAAGAGCUCGCAGAUACUCAAAAAGAGCUAGCUAAGCUUCAACUUGUGCAGAAAGAGUCAUCUUCUUCUUCUCACUCUCAACAUGGUGAGGAUCGGGUCGCCACUCCUGUUCCAGAGCCUAAGAAGAGCGAGAACACCUCAGAUGCACACAACCAGCAGCUUGCACUUGCUUUGCCGCACCAAAUAGCCCCACAGCCACCAGUGCAGCCGCAGCCGCAGCCACAACAACAGCAGUAUUACAUGCCUCCUCCUACACAGCUUCAAAACACACCUGCACCAGUGCCCGUUCCUACUCCACCAUCACAACCUCAAGCACCACCAGCGCAGAGUCAGUUCAUGCCCCCACCCCCUGCUCCAUCUCACCCAAGCUCAGCCCAAACUCAGUCAUUCCCGCAGUACCAGCAAAACUGGUCACCCCAACCACAGGCCAGGCCACCGUCAAGUGGAGGCUACCCAACAUACUCGCCUAUACCACCAAGCAACCAAUCGCCAGUAGAAUCGUUGCCAAACAGCAUGCAGAUGCAAUCACCAUACUCUGGACCUCCUCAACAGUCUAUGCAAGCUUACGGAUACGGUGCACCACCACCACAGGCUCCUCCUCAGCAGACAAAGAUGUCUUAUAGCCCCCAGACGGGCGAUGGGUAUCUACCCUCAGGACCUCCUCCUCCUGCCGGGUAUGCCAAUGCCAUGUAUGAUGGUGGGCGAAUGCAAUACCCACCACCUCAGCCGCAGCAGCAACAGCAGCAAGCCCAUUACUUGCAAGGUCCACAAGGUGGUGGAUACGCUCCCCAGCCGCACCAGUCAGGUGGCGGUAACACUGGUGCACCACCUGUGUUGAGAUCAAAAUACGGUGAACUUAUAGAGAAGCUAGUGAGCAUGGGUUUCAGGGGAGACCAUGUGAUGGCCGUGAUUCAGCGGAUGGAAGAGAGUGGCCAACCCAUCGACUUCAACGCCCUCCUCGACAGAUUGAGUGGGCAGUCCUCAGGAGGACCUCCCAGAGGAUGGUGAAGCCAUAUCCCCUUCUACUAGUGUAUCUUUCACAAUAAAACUGCACUUUCUCUUCACCCCUUCUCUUUACUUUACUCUAUAGAGGCCCUAGUUUUAUUGGGCCCAAUAGAUUGGGUCAGUUGUGUAUUGUUUAUGGGAUUCAAUUUAUAUUUCCUUAAAAAAAGCCGUAUUAUUGGUGUAUGUGUUACUACUACUUUCGAUGUUC
Arabidopsis lyrata subsp. lyrata is the source of this 1738-nucleotide messenger RNA. RefSeq names its product vacuolar protein-sorting protein BRO1. The coding region runs from base 49 to 1533 and encodes 494 amino acids. Lineage: Eukaryota; Viridiplantae; Streptophyta; Magnoliopsida; Brassicales; Brassicaceae. The transcript has 4 exons. The record is from RefSeq and is a predicted model, not a curated record.